UUUAUGGCGUGAUGAAGUAAUCAUAUUCCUAUUAUUUGCGUAAUUCACUAAAGGUGGAGAUGACAAAGGAAUUCCCAUAUAAUUUUAUUGGACGAAUGAUUCAACUUUUAUUCAUAAAUGCACCUGCGCAGAGGUUAAGGCCGGCACUGCCAAAUGUCAAGAAGAUACACAGACCUUUCCGGUGUGUGAAAAAAACAGUCUUUUUCUCGGUUGGAAAUAUAUUAAUUUUCAAGUAACGGCUUGUAGUGACGGCGCGCAUCCAAUAGUUUUCCCAAAUAUACAAGUUUGAUAGUGUCAGACCCGAACAUAAUCACAUUUCACAUUGUUCAGUUCAAAUAACUCGCAGGCACGGGUCCAAUUCAAACUUCCUAAAGUGUUUUCGCAAAAAACAUCUAGGAAGCCUUGAGCAUGAAUUUAGCGGGAAAUUCCGCAAAGUUAAGCCGUCGUAGUCGCAAAUCAAACCACGUACGUCCCUUUGCCAGCGAGAACGGGCACAUUGGCAUUCAUCACCAAAGUGGAAUCGAAGAACUUUUCAGUUCAGAGAAGGCAACAAAGGAUGCAGCGACCAGUUCAAAAAACACCACAAAAUCACGUCGUAGGAACCGUAAACCGAAAAAUCCACGACCUCUCAUUGAUCACGGAACUCAACAAGUCAACGCUUCAGAAAAUGCAACAAAACCCAACGAGAAAGUACCACCCGAGCGCGAUACCAUUCCUACAAUAAAUCCCGGGAAAUCACGCCAGCGCAAUCGAAAAGCAGGAAAAACCCGGAACGCUAUUGAUGAAAAUGAUUGUAUUCAACUUCAGCGUGAAAUUCAAGCGUUUCUUCUCUCAGAGGAGACUACAAAGAUAAUGUCGAACUCACUUACAAAGGAUCAGCGCGCCUACAUUCAUAAACAGGUCCCUAAAAUGGGGUUAAUGUCGCGUAGCCAUGGCAAAGGUGCUGACCGCUGUCUGACCAUCUACAAGCCCGUCAACCAGGCCUCGAUAGAAACGAACAUUGAGUGCAUCCUCACGGAUCAAGCCCAAUCGUUGGUCACCAAGCUAAAAUCCACCCUCAACCUGUCGGCACUAUUCAACCAUGAAAACAGCACCAGCGAAACCAGCCGAAUGGCAACUCAGCCUGGGUUGACGGUGAGCAAUAUAACCCACAAGUUGAUUCCCAGACCAAGCAUAAAGUCCAAUAGAGUAAUCACAGACCGAAGUGCCCUCCCUAUCUAUCAAUACCGAUCUGAAAUCGUCCAAACAAUAGCCACUGAUCAAGUUGUGAUUAUCAGUGGGGAAACGGGCUCGGGGAAGUCCACUCAAGUACCGCAGUACAUAAUCGAGGAGGCUACAGUGGCGAAAGUUCCCUGCCGAAUCGUUUGCACCCAACCGCGGCGUAUUGCAGCAAUCUCAAUAGCUGAACGCGUCGCAUAUGAACGUUCAGAAAAAGUAGGGAACACCGUCGGCUAUCAAAUCCGUCUAGAAAACAACUUCAAACCAACCACAAACCUAAUCUACGCAACAAGCGGAUGCUUUAUCCGCGCCCUAAUGAGCGACGCAAGUCGAGCAUUCCAUGGUGUUACGCAUUUAAUUGUUGACGAGAUCCACGAGCGUGAUAAAAACACAGAUUUCCUCCUAAUCGCAUUGCGUGAUGAGCUCGCCCGGAACAAGAAGCUCAAAGUUAUCCUCAUGUCGGCCACGAUGAACAUCGGUUUACUUUGCGGCUACUUCCACGGUUGUCAUGUUAUCAAAGUCCCCGGAAGAUGCUUCGAAACAAGAACCUUCUUCCUUGAAGAUAUAUUGUUUUUCCUCAAAUACGAAACCGCAGAAAUGCGAAAUUAUCUUAAGAUUAUGUCGGAAUCUGAAUCAAGCAAAGACAGGCGUUCUCUUCCAAACGCAGAAGAACACAUAACCCAGGAACUGGACGAGGAAACCAGAAAAUUCGUGGAUGAUUUAAUUACGUCCUGCCGUGAACAAGCAGACGAUUUGGCUUCAGAGUUGUUCGAGCAACUGAUUUACCUAAUUGAAGGUGAGGGACUGCCGGUAGACGUGCGACAUAGCACCAAUCUAUGCACACCUCUCAUCGCGGCAGCUAUUCGCAAUAAUCUGAAGUAUCUUCAUCGAUUUCUAGAAAAAGGCGCUGAUCCAUACAAAACGGAUAUCUGGAGUCGAAACGCAUUCGACUAUGCAAGCAUGCAUGAAAAUUCCGCUUGCCUGGAUCGACUCAAUAAAGCGUUUCGACAGGACGAAUCAGAUAAUAAUUCAAAACGCAUAUUACUGGCAUAUCAGCGGCAAUUUUCCAAUGAAUAUGACGAUGAAAUCGACCACAAACUACUCCUGACGCUUUUGCUUACCAUUAACCAAGCCGACUCGCUGGGCAGCAUUCUCGUGUUUCUGCCCGGCUACAAUGAUAUGAUUACGCAAAAGGAAAUGAUCGAGAGUGAAUUCGCAUAUGAAAGCUAUAAAUUGUUCUUAAUUCACAGCACUAUGAGCAUGCAUGACCAAAGAAUGGCAUUCAAACCGGCCAAUGUCCGGAAAAUCAUACUUGCAACGAACAUCGCGGAAACUUCUAUCACAUUUCCAGACGUCUCCUAUGUAGUCGACACCGGCUACGUGAAGCAGUAUGUCUACGAUUCGACAACAUGCUCGAGCUAUUUGAAAUCCGUGCCGAUAUCCAAGGCAUGUGCAAAACAACGAGCAGGACGGGCCGGCAGAACACAAACCGGAAUAUGUUACCGCCUAUACUCCUCAGCCAAGUAUGAAGCCAUGAGCGAGUUUGCAAUACCCGAGUUCCUGCGGAUACCUCUAAUGGAAGUAUGCCUAUACGCAAAGGAGAUCAAUGAGAGGGCAUCGAUAGUAGAAUACCUAUCCAAAGCCCUGGAACCACCUUCUAAAGUGAGCAUUUUAAACGCCAUCCAAAAGCUAACCAUGCUGGGGGCUCUGGACAAAGAUGAGAAUAUGACGAUCUUGGGCAAGCGAUUGGUUAACAUGCCGGUUGAUGUCCAGAUGGGAAAAUGCCUUCUGUAUGCAAUCCUUUUCCGUUGUUUGGACCCUGUCCUCAUCAUUGCCGCCUAUUAUUCGGUGAAGGAUCCAUUUUUGUUACCGUCCGACCGCUCAGAGCGCGGUCGUAUCGAUAGAAUUCGCAAGGAAUUGUGUGAAAAUGUGAUUAGCGAUCAUUUGGGUAUAAUUCGACUCUAUCAAAAAUGGCGAACCAGUUUAAGACUCCAAACCGAAUCACGAUUUUUAAUUGACUAUAACCUAUCCAAGUCCUCACUGGAAAUGAUGUGCGCGGUACAGAAUCACAUUUCAGACUAUAUAAAGAGAACGGCCCUCCCCAAUGGGGUGAAGUACAACGUGCUGAACGCGAACUCGAACGAUUGGAAUAUCAUUCGAGCAUGUUUGUCAGCAGGAUUGUAUCCUAAUGUGGCGCACGUUGAUCGGAUUAAGGGGAAGAUCAGAACUCAAUAUGAGAAGUCGGUUGUAUUCCAUCCCAGCUCGGUACUUAAACAAUCUACACGCAAAAACGAAAAAAUAGCGCUAGAUACAAUAACAACAGAUUGGAUUCUCUUCACUGAGAAAUCAAGGUUCGGCCGGAUGGCUUUCCUGCGAUAUAACACUAUCGUAACCCCUUUGAACAUCGCUAUUUUUUGCGGUGGCUUGAACUCAACAAUGAUGAAUGGUGAAGAUGAAGUGGAUGAAGACAUCAAUCUAGCUUCCCAUGAAGAUGAUGAUCAAUUUUUGAAUGACGAUGACGAGGAGGUAGAUGAAGAUGACGAUGCAAAUCAAGCUAAUUUCAAGCUAUUUGUAGUUGACGAAUGGAUCACGUUUCAUCUACAAAAAUCUGAAUAUUAUGCGCUCACCCAGCUGAAGGAGAUAUGCCAAAACACUUUCAUAGAGUUUCUGAGCAAUGGACGAAACUGGGAACCCAAUCAGUAUUCAAAGUUUCUUGAUACAUUAAAACAGAUACUGCACUUUGAUAAUAUAGAACAAUUUGGAGAUAUUAGUCAGCCCUUCGAUGAUAGCUACUUGCCAAGACGCUAUGAUACAAUGAUGAAUAUGAAACAUUUUCGAAUGGAUAGAAAUUCGAAAUAGGGACGAGGGAACAGAUGAUCUUAAGAUUAUAGUGUGAAGUUUAGAUAAAUUAAGUUAGGUUUUAUUGUAUUUUUGGUUGAAGAGGAAUUACAAGAGAUUGGAAAUGAUUGUAUAGAUUAAAAGAAAAAUUGUAUAUAUUUCGGGUUUGGGCACCUACGACCAGUAAAUUGCAUGUAUUUGCAUGAAUUUGAAUGAAUCACUUUUUUAUCUUAAGGUGUAGCUGAUUCUUUUUGGUAAUAAAUAAGUUGUUGAUGUC
Messenger RNA from Hermetia illucens (black soldier fly), 4333 nucleotides. Its product is annotated as 3'-5' RNA helicase YTHDC2-like. Gene Ontology annotation, molecular function: RNA binding; protein binding; ATP binding. Lineage: Eukaryota; Metazoa; Arthropoda; Insecta; Diptera; Stratiomyidae. The record is from RefSeq and is a predicted model, not a curated record. Gene Ontology annotation, cellular component: intracellular anatomical structure. The coding region runs from base 409 to 4077 and encodes 1222 amino acids. The transcript has 2 exons.